Molecule: messenger RNA, 2308 nt
Organism: Onychostoma macrolepis
Lineage: Eukaryota; Metazoa; Chordata; Actinopteri; Cypriniformes; Cyprinidae
Product: pleckstrin homology domain-containing family S member 1-like
Exons: 13
Coding region: 125-1303 (392 amino acids)
Source: RefSeq, a predicted model, not a curated record
CUCUGGAAGAAACAAAGGACUUUUAGUUUCCUCCUAAACUACCAUCAUAACAUACAUGUUGUGAGAACUUUUCAGAGGACACUGAUUUUACCGUGACACAAGAACUAAAGCAAACAACAUCAGGAUGUCCAACAACAAGAAAUCUCCAGCAACUGCAAAAUUUUACAGAGAACCAGAAGUGAAGGAAUUGUACACUGGAUACCUGGUCAAGUCCCCCCCGCUGACAGCCCUAACUAAAAACACUAAAUCAUGGAAGAAACGUUUCUUUGUGCUCUCCAAAAAAACGGAUGAGGACUCCUACCAGCUGACAUAUCAUGUAAACGAACGGAGAGACAAGCCUUUGGGAGUGAUAGACAUUUCUAAGAUCAGCUUGCUGUUCACUAGCCCUGAGACACAUCAGAAGUGGGACUGGGUCAAGAAACCAUCCAAGGGCUCUCCAUCCUCUGUGCUGUUCUUGAAGGUGGAAGACGACAUACUAAAACCCUCUAGAGAAUAUUUCCUCAUUGGAGAAAACAGUGCUGAUGUGGAUGGUUGGCUCAAUGCAUUAUUCAAGGCAAUGAAGACCCAGAAAUCACAAAAUAAACAACGACAAAAAGAUGAUACUCCGGAAAAGAGAUCUAGAUCAAUGUCUUUACUUGUGAACUAUUCAGAACCAAAGGUUGAGGAUGAACCUAAUGACAGACGGUCAGCACCUGAAUUAAUGCCAACUUACCCGCCACCGGACAGCCAUUACGUCUAUCCUCGCAAGCUCAGCGAACCUCCAAUACCAGUAACAUGCAAGUUUCCAGUUAUUGAGGAAAAAGAUGAGACGGACGAAAAGCAGGAUGGACCUCCAGAGGACAGCAGUGAAUACAUGUCCAUGGGAUCAGUGAAAAUGGUGUUGGAAGAUGACCAACAGGAGGAUGACACUGCAUGCAAACAGAAAAAUGAUGAUCACAAUCAUUCUAAGCAAUCAAUCAGCUUCAGUGGAAACUGUGCCUCUACUGAGUUGGACAACAGUGAAACGUACACACAUGUUGAGAAGGAGACCUGUGAUAGUCAAAAUGAUCUGAAAGACAGUCUGACCUUGACACAAGAAGGCAAACCAAGUGUGUCUGAGUGUCGUCAGAUUCAGGACUCAAGUGGGGAUCAGACCCUGCCUCCAGGCACCGUACAAGAGAUUCAGAAAUACAUCAAAAGACUAAGCAAGGAUGAGGUAAAACUCCUAAUUCAGCGGCUUCCAGCCCUCACUCUGAACCCUGCCCAUCACACUGAGGACACAAAACAAAGUCUAAUGCGAAAUCUCUCACCACCAUCAAAAUAACAGAAAUGUUGUACACAUGUCUCAUUUAGCAUGUAAAUAUGUAAAAAAAAUAAAAAAAAAUUAAAUGUACAUGAAAUUACAUGAGUGCCCUAGUAAAAAAAAUAAAUAUAAUUAAAGUACAUUUAUUUUAUACUAAAUAUAGUUCAAAUCUAUUAACAUAUUUAUUGACAUAUCGCUCGAGACUUACUGAUAUAAAAAUUACAAUUAAACUUUAUUUGGAGUACUUCUGCACAAUGCACAUUUCUUAAUAUUAAGCCUAAAAUUUGUUUUAAUGUCACUAUUGAUGAGGAUUGUAUGAUCGUUAAAUGCAACAUAUUUAAAGUGUACCUGACGUAUACUUGCAAUAGCUCCACUUUAGCACAAUCAAAUAUACUUCAAUACACAUUUAGUUGGACUUCUGCACAAUUAAAGUGCACAAAAUCAGUUGUUCCAAUUUAGCAGACUUUAAGAUACCUUGUAUACCAAAAACUGCAGGGUAUUUUUAUUAAGUAUUUGUAGUAUAAUUAACAUGAAAUAAAUGUAUUUCAGAUACAUUUUAAUAUAUUUAUUUUUUCACUAGGGUGGCAGUGGAUACUGUAUAUAUUUGUUUGUUUGAAGAACAAGUGUCAAGCAUUACUAAAAAACUAGUAUGAGAGUUAAUUCACAGUGAAAAACUAAUAGUUCUACACUGUUCAUAUAUUUUAAAGCAGCACUUUUUUGUCAUUGUAUAUUCUUUAUUUGUUUUGCAAUACUUGUAAUCAGUCACACGCUGCUCCCAACCAUUAUGCAUUGCUUUAAAUGUUUGUCUGAUGAUUACUGAAUUACAGUAAGUAGUCUGCUUAAUGAUAGAUGAAUUAUGCUUUAGAAAAGCAAGCAUUUUGCACAUUGUUACACUGUGAAGUGUUAUUAAACUUACCAUUUGACAGUUUCAGCCUUUUUUCUAAUAAGCUGUGUGCAUGCGAUAACAUAUGUACAUAAAAAUUAUAUUAGUAGUUAAUUUCUUAACAAGCACAACAGACUUUAUUA